AUGAAUCAGUCAAUCGAGCCACCCUUCCACUGCCGAUGGGCAUUUCUGGGACUUUCUAGCAUUGCCGAGCUCUUUUACAGGGACCUCACUCACCCCAGAGACGAAGAGAAACAUCUACAGCACGAACUGGUCGCUGUCUCAACCACGCGAUCCACCGAAGCGGCCGCAAGCUGGCUAACGGAGCAAAAAGUGCCCAAUGCCUCUACCGUGCGCAUAUACACCUCAUACGCAGACAUGCUCCGCGAAGGGGACUUUGACGUGGUGUAUAUAUCGACGCCCCAUGGUGUACACUUUGAGCAUGCCCGCGCAGCCCUCACCCACGGCCGCAAUGUUCUCCUCGAGAAGCCGGCGACGAUGAACAAGGCCCAGUACAAUCGCCUGGCGGAGAUUGCCAAAAGCAACAAAGUCGUCUUCAUGGAAGCGAUGUGGACAAGAUACUUCCCACUUACCCGGUACCUGCAGGAAGAGCUACUUUCACGGAUUGGGCCCGUGAAGCGCAUCCUGGCCGACUACUCUCUCCCACUGUUUGGAGAUCCCACAUUAACUGCAAACUCGCGCUUCCUGGACAAGAAAACCGGCUCCGGGUCGCUAUUAGACCUUGGUGUAUAUCCCCUUACUUGGUGCGAUUUGGCUCUCUCUUCUGCGGACGGCGAAGAGGGCGAAGACGAUCAGCCUGUGACGGUCAAAUAUGCGGAAACAAUCCAGCAUGAGACCGGGGUCAGUGACCCACUAGACGACAUUACGACAAUCAUUCUCUCGCGCUCGGGACGGAGCCCAACGACUUGUGUGGUAACUAUCUCGUCCUCCAUCCCGGGUUCUCCAAAGCUGGGGUUGAAGGACAAGCUUCUGCGGGAGAAAAAUGCCCCGUGUGUGAGGAUCCAAGGCGAAAAGGGCGAAAUUGCGUUGCCGUUCCCUCCUAUCCGACCCGAGACGCUCACCGUGCAGUAUUACGGACCAGAUAAGCUGGAUGAGAACGGGUUUGAAACGACAGAAGUCAUCACCAAACCAGUUGUCGGUUGGGGACUGCGGUAUCAGGCUGAUGUGAUUGCCACCGUAAUUCGUGAUCGAGGAUCUCAUCCUUCAGAUGCAGUGAUUGUGGGUGAGAAGGGAUCAUCGCGGGUGCUCGAAUGGGUGGAUCAGGCGAAGGUCCUGGCUGGAAUUGAAUACGAGGCCGAGCUAGAGCGUGUCUGGUGA
Messenger RNA from Aspergillus pseudoviridinutans, 1194 nucleotides. RefSeq names its product Gfo/Idh/MocA family protein. Gene Ontology annotation, molecular function: nucleotide binding. The record is from RefSeq and is a predicted model, not a curated record. The transcript has a single exon. Bases 1 to 1194 code for a protein of 397 amino acids. Lineage: Eukaryota; Fungi; Ascomycota; Eurotiomycetes; Eurotiales; Aspergillaceae.